GAAGGAUUGUGCAUUGAGAAGCAUCGAGCUGGAGCUGACGGAGUCUGAGAGCAGCCAGCGGCCACUGGAACACAGACGAUGCUGCAGAAUGGCGCUGCGAGUCUCCUGCAGUGUUUGUGUGCAGGAUUAGCGGCUAUUUAGCUUUGUGUGUGUGUGUGUGUGUGUGUGUGUGUGUGUGUGUGGGUGAGUGUGUGUGUGUGUGUGUGUGUAGACGCAGGGCGCGAGCCGCCAGCCAGCCAGCCGCGUCAGGUGGAUGCGCCUGCAGUGAUCCAGGUCGCCCCUAUGGAUCGCGUCCAUGGAUGUCUUCAAACCCGCUUUGGACAACAGUUUGAGUCCCAAGGCGCGCGUGUCCUCGUCGGAAGAAGCGGAGGCAGAUGUUUUUCGCUGGCCCAGACCGGAGAAUGGCAGCAGCGCCGCGCCGGAUGCGGCACCUGCCGCUCCGAGCUUCUGGACGGCCGUGUUCGACUAUGAAGCGACCGCGGACGACGAGCUCAGCCUGCGGAGGGGCGACCUGGUGGAGGUCCUGUCCAAGGACUCCCUGGUGUCGGGAGAUGAGGGCUGGUGGACCGGCAUGAUCGCAGACCGGGUCGGCAUUUUCCCAUCUAACUAUGUGAGCAACGGGAAUGUCAUUCCGGAGGAAAUCCGGGACACAUCAGAGCAGCAGUACUCCGUGCCUCCUCUGCACCUGCUGGAGAUUGACUUCUCCGAGCUGACCCUGGAGGAAAUCAUCGGGGUGGGCGGGUUUGGAAAAGUGUACCGUGCAGUGUGGCGGGGCUCAGAGGUGGCAGUGAAGGCAGCACGGCGGGACCCCGACGAGGACGCGGAGCAGACUCUGGAGAGCGUGCGCCAGGAAGCCAAACUCUUCGCCAUGCUCAACCACCCCAACAUCAUGGGGCUGUUGGGCGUGUGUCUGCAGGAGCCCAACCUGUGUCUGGUGAUGGAGUACGCCCGAGGCGGCCCCCUCAACCGGGCCCUGGCAGGGAAACGCAUUCCCCCGUGCACGCUGGUGGACUGGGCCGUGCAGAUCGCCCGGGGCAUUCUCUACCUGCACAGCCAGGCCAUCGUCCCCAUCAUUCACCGGGACCUCAAGUCCAGCAACAUCCUGAUCCUUGAGAGGGUGGAGAUGGAAGACCUGAGCAACAAGACUCUGAAGAUCACAGACUUUGGGCUGGCUCGCGAGUGGCACCGCACCACCAAGAUGAGCGCCGCCGGCACCUACGCCUGGAUGGCCCCCGAGGUCAUCCGCUCCUCGACGUUCUCCAAGGGUAGCGACGUGUGGAGUUAUGGCGUGCUGCUGUGGGAGCUGCUGACCGGAGAAGUUCCCUUCCGGGGGAUCGACGGUCUCGCCGUGGCGUACGGGGUCGCAAUGAACAAGCUGGCUCUGCCUGUUCCCAUGACCUGCCCCGAGCCCUUCGCACGUCUUAUGGAAGAGUGCUGGAGCCCGGACCCUCACUCCCGACCGCAGUUCACAAUUAUUCUGGACCAACUGACGGCCAUCGAGGAGUCGGGCUUCUUCGAGAUGCCGGCAGAGUCCUUCCACUCCCUGCAGGACGACUGGAAGCUGGAGAUCCAGGAAAUGUUUGACCAACUGAGGACCAAGGAGAAGGAGCUGCGGUCGUGGGAGGAGGAGCUGACACAAGCCGCGCUGCAGCAGAAAUGCCAGGAGGAGGCGCUGAGGAGGCGCGAACAGGAACUGGCCGAGCGGGAGAUCCACAUCCUGGAGCGAGAGCUGAACAUUAUUAUCCACCAGCUCUACCAGGAGAAGCCUCACGUGGAGAGCAGGCAGGGCAAGUUCCGCCGCAACCGCCUUAAACUGAAGGAUGGGAACAGGAUCAGCCUACCGUCAGAUUUUCAGCACAAGAUCACGGUGCAGGCGUCGCCCUCACACGACCGACGGAAGAGUUUGCUCAGCAGCAGCUCCAGUCCUCCCAGCAGUCCUCUCAUGAUGCCGCGCCUGAGAGCCAUCCAGCUCGCUCCACGGGAGGGAUACACAGCCUACCGCAGCACCGGACUCCAGCAGGACGAGGAAGAGGUUGAGAGGAAGGGCUCCAGGAAAAUAGGCCGAUCCCGCGGCUGUGGCCCCUACAGGGAGCACAGCGCUGAUGCCAGUGUGAAGCCUCCGCAUGAAGGCAGCAGGCAGCGCUCCUGCAGCGCCCCAAACCUCCGCAGGUCCCCAAGACACAGUCCAGCGGUGCCCGGCGUGCCGAGCCUCGUGGAGAUGGAAAAUGAAGACUGCUGCUUCACGACUGAUCCAGGAGCAGCUCCCGGGCAGUCCUACCUCUGCAUCCCCUUCCAGAAGGAGGGCCACGCGGCUGCUGACGGUGAGGGAGAGUUCUGCCCCAGCGGCCUGGUUCCAGGAACACCGCCGUGCAAGAAGAGCCCCGGGGGGGGGCGGCGGUCUGAGCUGGUGCUGCUGGGCUGUGGAGCUCUGCUGGCCGCCGUGGGACUGGGCUGCAACCUGCUGACUUUGUCCCAGCCGGAGGAGAGCAUCAAAUCACGCUGGGAGGGUUUCUUCCACAGAAGUGGGGGCCAGCGGCUGAGCACCAGCCCCCAGACUCGCAGACUGUUCCGGCGGGAAAGCCCGCUAAAGCCCUCUGCGCCCUCGCUGCCCCCCUCCUACACGCUGCUGUCCUUAUCCUCGGUGUCUGACUGCAACUCCACGCGCUCACUGCUGCGCUCUGACAGCGAGGAGGUGAUGGUGUGCCGCCCCCCCUCCCCCCUCAAACGGCCUGCACAGCAGCAGGCCGUCCACACCCCCAUCAACCCGCUGGUCAACACGCACCUUGAGAGCUUCAAGCGGAACCCGCGGCAGUCCCUCACACCCACACAUGUCCCGUCGGUCCCGAGUUCCACCUCACGGAGCCUGCGGCGCACACCUUCAGACGGCGCCAUCAAGAAGAGCUGCCCGUCCAAUAAUCUGGAACCACUGAUGGAGAAAGCUGCUUUAGAGAACGCAGGUCCCUUCAGAGGCGUGAAAGAAGAACCUGAGGUCCCCCGGCUCCCCGACCCCAAUCUGGUGUUCCCCCCAACUCCCCGGCGCCGCUGUGCCCCCGAACGCCCCAAAACCCUGGACUUUGUAGCGCGGCCUCGUCCUUCCCCACGGGCUCGCUGCGAUGUGUUCUGGGCGGACCCGAGGCCCAGGGGGAGCAGCGAGUCCCCUGCCCACACCUCCAGUACAGAGACUCCUCCGACUGUAGAGUUUGGUAAGGACCCAGCAGUGCUGCCCACCCCCAUGGAGGCCCCGACGCCCUACUCCCCCCGCAGGAAGGAGAACCUGCUGGAUCGGCUGGAUGAGGGACAGUGCCGGGAUGGAACCGUCCCUCUCUGCAGACCGGAGGUCAGCCUUUCCAAAGACUCGCCGUACCGCUACAGACCCGGAUUCUGGUCUUAACUCAACACCGGGGGGAGGGGGGGGUCGAUUAGUACUGACAUAAUGAAUCUGCUCUAGCUUUAAACAGCCAGUCAACAACAAACUCACUAAAUUACUUUACUGUGAAUAUUUUACCUUUCUGACAUUUGUUAUUUCUUCUCUAACACGUGACGCGGGGGGGGGGGGGGAUCACUGCAGACCUCUGGUUCAUGACUUUAUAGCAGAAUGUCACACAAAGCUUUACUUUUUAUUCAGUUUCAUGCUUGAGUUUAAGAUUGUGCAUUUAAUGAAGUGCACUUGAAAGAACAAUGAAUGUAAAGCUUCAGGUUUUUUUUCCCAUCGUCAAAAAAACCUCCAAUGAUUCUUUGUAACGUGGCAGUGAACGCAUCGUCUGUAUAACUCACUCUGUGCUGAUGGCUUCCUGUUUUGUACUGAGCACCUGUCAUCACCUGGGGGGGUUCGGUGAGCUGCUCGGGUCACAACCAAAUGUAUGUAAUGUACUAAAAAAGGGAACUUUGUAUUUGUAACUCUGUAAAUUGUUUGCCUCAUAAAUUGUUGAUCAAGAGAGAAUGAGGGAUGUGAAGUACGCAGGAGUGCAGAGCAGCACUCAGGUGAACAGGCCCUGGUGGCAUGUGAAGUUCAUUUAUUUAUAUUUAAUUUAAUUUAUUGUAUUUAUUUUUAUAAUUCAUUUCAUUUGCCUUGAUUUUUGACACUUGUUAAUGUCCCUGAAUGUUUUGCUUUCGUACCAUUUAUUUGUCUGUUUCACAUAUUUCAAAUCAACUUCAGGUUGUUUUAGUUUUUUAAUUAACAUCUUUAAAGGUGCAAAUAGUUUCAAUCAGAACGAAAGCUGAUGAAGCGACUCGAGUGAAGAUACCAAACAUUCCCACGUUCGGCGUCUCAGUCGGGACAAAUUGCUGCUUUUCUUUCUUAUCGGACAGUAAACUGAAUUUUUGGAUCGUAUCCUGGGAAGUCGAGUUUAAGUGAAUUGUGAAGAGCGUUUUUUAAUUGAGAGAAUAAUCCAUAAUGAAAAGUUUGAAGAAGUCAUUAAACUGAGAUGAAUGUAUUAGUUUCCGGACUGGAGUUGAAUAUUUAUUUAAAAUAUGUUUUAAUGUUUGUUUUUCAACCUGUUCGACGAGUAAAUUUACAAAGUUGGAGGAAGUCACGCUAAUGAAUUAGAAGAAAAUUUGAAAAUAGAAGCUGGUUUUAAUGACCUCUGUGAGACGUUCACUGUCUUUAUCCCGAGUGUGACCAACCUACAUGUAACCCUGAAUGCUUGUUCUCUGAGGCCUGUGCAGAGUCCUGCUCAAUGUUCAGGCUGCUGCUGGUGACGUGUGACGAGGUCGUUGUCUGUCUGUUGCCACCAAUGAGCUGAAGUGUUGCUGAGGGACGUUGUUCAGGCUGGAAUGAUGAUGUAAUGGACUGACUUGUAUUUGCACUGGAACACUGAUUUGAGUAAAAUCAUAGUAAACAAUCCAA
Cottoperca gobio is the source of this 4846-nucleotide messenger RNA. It is a transcript of the gene map3k9, whose product is annotated as mitogen-activated protein kinase kinase kinase 9. NCBI's taxonomy places the organism in Eukaryota, Metazoa, Chordata, Actinopteri, Perciformes, Bovichtidae. Gene Ontology annotation, biological process: protein phosphorylation. Gene Ontology annotation, molecular function: protein binding; JUN kinase kinase kinase activity; ATP binding. The record is from RefSeq and is a predicted model, not a curated record.